Polistes canadensis is the source of this 3346-nucleotide messenger RNA. It is a transcript of the gene Fas2, whose product is annotated as fasciclin-2. Gene Ontology annotation, molecular function: protein binding. The record is from RefSeq and is a predicted model, not a curated record. The transcript is spliced from 11 exons. Gene Ontology annotation, cellular component: neuron projection; membrane. The coding region runs from base 466 to 3156 and encodes 896 amino acids. NCBI's taxonomy places the organism in Eukaryota, Metazoa, Arthropoda, Insecta, Hymenoptera, Vespidae. Gene Ontology annotation, biological process: cell adhesion.
GUUCGAGAUCGGCCAGCGUGACGAUACGACGUGGAGAUCUAAUAAGAGAAACAGAGAGAGAGAGAAAGAGAGAGAGAGAGGGAGAGAGAGAUAGAGAUAGAGAAGAGGCGCACCGUGUGGACUCGUACCUUCGAAUUAUUAUUUUUUUUUUUUUAACAUUUUUCUCAUACUGGUGUGAUAAAACAAGCGAUAUAUAUAUAUGUAUAAAUAUAUAUAUAUAUAUAUAAAAUAGAAAAUAUGUAUUAUAUUUUGAAUUUUAUAUUUCGUGAUUAUUAAUCGUCGAUCGUAUAAUUAAGUUCGCGUGUGGUGAAAACAAAACAAUAAAAAAACACAUAUUAGUGAGAUAGAGACGGGAAAAGAUUGAGGAAACGUGAGAUUCCACGUUAAUAAAUAAAGAAGAAGAGUGGAAGGAAACAGUGAAGAGAACCAAGAGGAAAGAAAAAGCGAUCGGUUAAAAUAUCAACGAUGGCAGUCGACGGGCAUCCGGCUGCAAUUUACUUCAUCGCGUUAUUUUAUCUAACGUUUGCAGGUAAUGCAAAUGCAACAUCGUUGGAAAUUUUACCAAGUGGGGAGACGCAAACGAAACCGAUCGGAUCGAGCAUUAUAUUAACAUGCAAACCUAACGUCGAUAACCUUGGACUGGUCAGCGACAUGCAAUGGCUAGAUCCACAGAAUCGCGUUAUAGAAUCUCUCAAACUCGUCGUAUUGCCGAUCGAAAGCACGUCACCACUCGUACACGGUCAUUCGAAACCGGCCAUGUAUACGGAAUUGCAUCAGGACAAUAGUCUUUCCCUGUUCUUCUAUUCUCUUCAAGAGGAACAAGCUGGGAAAUAUACAUGCAAGGGAACUUAUGCGAAUUCGGUGCCUUUGAACAAAUCCGUCACGAUCGAUACUAUCGUUGCAAUAACCUUUGACAACGCACCAGAAAAUCAAUAUCCAGUUCUUGGAAAAGAUUUUGCUAUACUUUGCAAAGUACGUGCCAGGCCUUCGCCAUCGGUUGAUUGGCUUUACAACGGAGAAUUGGUCAAGACGAAUGAUCGUUACAUCAUCGACACUCAUGCUUUAAAAAUAAAAAAUGUUCAAGAAUCGGAUGACGGUAUUUAUACUUGUCGUGCAUCUGUCCUGACUACUGGCGAACUUAAGGAACGACCAAUACGCGUCGAGGUACACAUACGGCCAACCAUCGAAGAAAGAUCGACACCGGUCGAUAUAAUCGAAGGUGAAAAUCAAAAAAUCGAGUGCAAAGCUAAAGGCAAACCACCCCCAAGGUUUUCCUGGAUUCAAUCAUUGACCAAACAAAAUCUAUCAUCUACCGAUCGGUUUACCGUUAAUCCAGAUACCGGUGACUUGACAAUAACCAAUGUAAAUCGCGAAGAUGCAGGAGAGUACGAGUGCACUGCUACAAAUGCAGCAGAUUCGGCAACAACGAACAUAGUCGUUAACGUCAUCGUCAAACCAAAAAUCAUGGAAUUUCCAAAUAUAACAGUGAUACAGGGUAAAGAGGUGGACGUCAAGUGCAAAGCAUUUGGUAGGCCACCUCCUAAAGUGACCUUGAGGAAACAUACAGCCGAAAAGGCAUACGUAUUAGGUGCCCAAGUGGAUGACGACAGGAUAGUUUUGAUCAAUAAACCCGACGAAGUAACCGGCGAGACUGUUGGUAUUUUGAACAUAAGAGACGUAUUUAGAUCCAACGAUGGUCUUUACGAAUGCGUUGCUGAAAAUGCUGGCGGUAAGGCAUACAAAAAUGGUCACGUGACCGUUGAAUUUCCACCGACUUUCGCAUACAUGGAAAACAAUACGACGUGGUCAUGGGACAGCAGACCUGUUAAUUUGACUUGCAUUGCCGAAAGUAUACCAAACGCAACGAUUACUUGGACAAUGGGUGCCGAUAGAAAGAUCGAGGAUGUACCAGAAAUCAAACAACUCGGCAACGGGCCUAUUUCCACGCUCAUGAUCAUACCCCUUGACGGCAGAUAUUAUACUACUUACAAAUGCAUUGCUGCUAAUUCCCAUGGCACCCGAGUACAUAAGAUAGAAUUAAAACAAGCUACUAAACCCGGUGAAUUAACACAAGUUAAGGUGGCCGAAAAAACUGCUACCACCAUUAAAUUCGAUUUCGUAUUACCGUACGCUCAUAGGGAUUUACCUAUCAAAAGUGUUAUCGUUCAAUACAAAGAAGAAACGCAGACUUGGGCCGAUGCUAGGAAUAGAACUUGGUCGAUAAAUUCCAUUUACGUACUCGAAGGUUUAAAACCGCAAACACCGUACGAUUUUCGAUUCGCUGCUAUAAACAAAGUCGGCCAAGGCAAUUGGGGUGGUUUUUAUCGUGAAACAACCCCAGUAAGGACAGUACCUACUGCACCAAAGAUCAUCACGAAUAAACUCGAACCCAAUGGAUACGAUGUAUCAACGUUCAGCAAUCAGUACGAACUUUUCUGGACUGUCCCAGUAGAUAAUGGUGAACCCAUAGAAAAAUAUAUUGUCAAAUACUGUCAAGUCAAACGAGUAACUGGCGAAUGGCAAACCGAAGAGGAUACCUGCAAAACAUUAGACAUUAAGGGUGCCGGUAGGACGAAAUGUUGGAUACCGGAUAUACAUUCUGACACUUUUUACGUCGUUGAAGUGAGGGCACAGAAUAUCAUAGGAUUGAGCAAGCCUGGUGUUGCAAAAUUCAAGACUUCCAGGGGUCCAGAUACUAAAGUUGUACACCAUCACGGUCCUUUGAUAUCCAGUGCUGCGAUAAUUGGUAUUGUUAUCGCUGUGCUAUUCAUCAUCAUAGUGAUCAUCGACGUAAUAUGUUGCUGCGCGCACAAGACAGGAAUCAUAUAUUAUGUAUGCGAAAGAUCUCGACGGAAGCCAGUUGAUGAAGAAGACUCAAAACUUGGCAGUCUUUACGGUUGGCGGUUUCCAUUGCCGUAUUGUGACCAAAAAAUGGCCAAUGUCGCCGGGGUGACGGCCAUCCAAGACUCGGGUAGUGGAAAAAAUACCAUUAGAUUGGUCAAACACACUGCCAUAGACGAGAAAGAACCGUUGAAGGAGGAGAAGAAAAUAACACCGAUCAUCGAUUCUGGAUUACGUAGGGAAACGUCGGUAACCUUUGAUGGCAAACGAUCCGUUUCGAAGACCGGUUUCGUUGGAAAAGAUUCGGCCGUUUAGAUAUUCUUCCGGCGUACUAGAUUGUAAAAGAUUCAUCAUCCUUUCUCACUAUCUGUUUAAAUUAUUUAAAUACUUAUUAUUAUUUCCUUUUUUUCUUACGGUAUUAUUAUUAUUAUUAUAAUAAUAAUUAUAAUAAUAUAAUGCCUUUAUUUUCUCGCAGGCAUCGUUCGACAAGAAUAUCAAAAAAAAA